Hydra vulgaris (swiftwater hydra) is the source of this 2204-nucleotide messenger RNA. Lineage: Eukaryota; Metazoa; Cnidaria; Hydrozoa; Anthoathecata; Hydridae. The record is from RefSeq and is a predicted model, not a curated record.
UGAGGGGGGAAAGAUACAUACCUCUAUCCGCCACUUAGAUCCGUCGCUGGCCAUUGUUAGUUACAAGUUGCUAAGUAAUUUUUUUAAUUCGUUGAAUUUGUUUCAGGUCUCACUGCGGGAGAUUUUGCAAAGAAAAGAAUUGUGGCGACUUGAUAAUCCUAAGGCUCAAGCUAUUACCAAGCUUAUUGGAGAAAUGAUAUGUUUAGACUUGCAGCCAUACUGUAUUGUUGAAGAUAAAGGUUUUACCCGACUUUUAAAGAAUUUAGCUCCAAACUAUACAAUACCUAGUCGAAAGUAUUUCUCCACAAAAGUCAUUCCACUGAUGUAUGAAACCAUAAAAGCCAAAGUAAAAUAUGAGCUUGAUCAAGCAGAUUUCUUAAGUUUAACUAGUGAUGGUUGGACCUGUCAGCACACAAUUCAAUCGUAUUACAGUUUAACAGCUAGAUUUGUAACGCAUGAGUUUACAGUUAAACAUGUCAUCUUACAAGUUACACACUUCCCUGAGUCGCACACAGGGCACAAUAUAAGUAAAUUCAUAAAUGAAGCGCUACAAUCAUGGGAAAUUCCCCAUGAAAAAAUUCAUGCAGUUUUAACUGAUAAUGCAGCCAAUGUCAUGGCUGCCAUUAAAGAGUCAAAUUUAGGCGAUAAACAUCUUCCAUGUCUGAUACAUACUUUACAACUUUGUAUUCAGAAAAAGAUUUUUAGAGAACAAAGAACAGCAAGUGAUACAAUAGCUGUUUUUCGAGCAUUAGCAGGACAUUUCCACCACUCAUCUAGUGCUGUGGCUAAACUAAAGUAAAUUCAAAGUCAACUAAAAUUGCCAGAGCAUAACAUAAUUCAAGAUGUUUCCACAAGAUGGAAUUCGACAUACUAUAUGCUUGAAAGGUUCAUUGAGCAGAAAAAAGCUAUUACAUUGUAUUGCAUUACCAGAAAUCAAGCAAAUGCAAAAAAUCCUACGGAAAAUCAAUGGCAACUUGCUGAAAUGCUUGUAUGCAUAUUAAAACACUUCGAAAGUACUACAAAAGACAUGAGUAAAGAAACGGCAUGUAUAUCAGAUGAUGCUUGUAAAUCGCGAUGAUGCUUGAUCCUCGUUUCAAGUUAAAGUUUGUUGAAGACAAGAAUCAUAAUAUGUUUAAAGAAAUACUCCAUUUAGAGUUCUACCGUUUUUGUUCCAAAUCUCAUUUAGAACAAGUAAAAGAAAUUGAAUUUGGUGUAGCAAGAGGUAGUGGAUCAGACUCAGAAGAAUCAUUAAGUUCAUUUUCAGAAUCUAAAAUUCAUGAGUCCGACUCAGAUUUUGAUGGCCAUGGCUCUCGAUUAAAAAAAAAAAACUAAUGAGCAUGGACAUAUAUAGCUUGUUCCACCAAAUCGGUGCAAAUGAGUAUGCUCUACAAAAUUCAGAAAAUUCUGACGGACAGAGAAAAAAGAUAAAAAAACACUAGUUCAAUGGGAAAAACUCUAACUGUCAAAGAAAAAUGCACCGAUGAAGUCAACUUCUACUUGAGCCUUCCAAUACUGCCAAAGAAUGAAUGCCCUUAUAAGUGGUGGAGUGCAUACCGUUACACUUCCUCUGAUAAAAAUACUUACAAGUUGAAUUUGUCAAAGUUUUCAAAGAAAGUUUUGUGCGCGCCUCCUUCAUCUGUAAAAAGUGAACGCUUAUUUAGCACAUCUGGAAACAUAUUUGAAGCAAAAAGAAACAGACUAUUACCCGAACAUGGAGAACAGAUUGCAUUUUUAAAUUGUAAUAUGCCUGCUUUCAUUGAAUAAAUUUUUAUUAACUAAAUAAUAGACUGUAGCUUCUUAGUUCAACUGAUUCAACUUUUUAACAAAAUUUAAAACAAAUACCAAAUUUUGUGUUCAAAUUAAAAUAAUGACUACUUUUAUAUUUUUACAUUUUACGUGUUUACAUUUUUAUAAAUUCUUUCAAAGAAUAGACCAUAAUUUACCUUAAGUAUCAGUAAAUGUCUAAGAUUUAGUGAUGUAAUCUUUCCUAUACCUGCUAGAUAUAUAGAGUUAAGACUCUAAAUUUCACUCUCUAAAUUUUUGUACAAAAUUUGUUUAAAUUUUUUAUAAUAUUGAUUUUGUUUUAUAAUUUUCCUAAAAUGGGCAUGUAGGCCAAAACAUUGAAACCUAAAACAUUGAUAUAUAAUUUUGAAAGCAACUUGAUUAUUCAAACCACCGUGGUGAAGUAAAUUGAGCUUUAAAUU